AUGUUGGUUGUACUCGGCCGGCCUGGCAGUGGCUGCUCAACCUUUCUAAAAAUAACUUCCGGCGAGACUCAUGGUUUCAAUGUUGACCCGAAAUCAGAAAUCAACUAUCAAGGUAUUUCUGCGCGACAAAUGCAUCAUCAAUUUCGUGGUGAAGCCAUCUAUACGGCCGAAACAGACGUCUAUUUCCCACAAUUGACAGUGGGCGAAACCUUGUCGUUUGCCGCCAGGGCCAGAGCACCACGGAAUCGACCCCUAAACAUCUCAGGCGAUCAGUACGCCGAGCAUAUGAAAGAUGUCAUCAUGACCAUGCUGGGGCUUAACCAUACCAUGAAUUCAAAAGUUGGUGACGAUCUUAUUCGGCCGUUAGUGGCGGUGAAAGGAAACGAGUUACUAUUGCAGAAGCAGCACUUAGCGGUAGCCCUCUGCAUUACCCUUCGAUUGGAAACUGAGCUAUCUGGCUCCACGGCCUGUGUAGCAAUCUACCAGGCAUCCCAAGAUGCUUAUGAGUUCCAACGGAUCUUCGACAAGGUCAUCCUGCUAUAUGAAGGCCGCGAAAUCUAUUUUGGGCGUACACAAGAUGCUAAAGACUAUUUUACUGCGAUGGGCCCACUGGAGCGAAUAGUCAGACCUGGAUUUGAGUACAUGGUACCUCGGACCGCAGAUGAAUUUGCUGCUGCUUGGAAGAAAAGUGCGCAUCAUGCUCAGCUUAUGGUGGACAUUGAGGACUACUAUGACGAAUAUCCUGUUGGUGGUGAAUCUGUACAGACCUUCGAGAAUUCCAGACGAGCUCAGCAAGCGAAUAUGCGAAACCCUGCAAUAAUCUUUGCGUUCAUGAUCUUCUACAUGCUCACAUACCUCUUCUCGACAGAGUACAUCUCAGCUGCAAAAUCGAAAGGAGAAAUCCUACUCUUUCGCCGAGGCUAUGCCCCAGCACAUGAACCGGAGGCACAAUCUGACAUCGAAAAAUCAACCGACGCUGGACAAAGUUUGGAUCAGGCUAUGGACCGGCAAGUCUCCGCCACGAUUCAACAACAAACUGCGAUCUUCCAGUGGAAGGAUAUCUGCUAUGAUAUCAACAUCAAGAAGGAACCUCGCCGUAUCUUGGAUCAUUUAGAUGGCUGGGUCAAGCCAGGGACACUGACUGCUGCUAUGGGGUGGUGUCUGGCGAAGCUUUAUUUGAUGGGCGUUCGCGAGAUGCCUCAUUCCAAGGGAAAACUGGUGCGAGAAGGACUCCAGUUCAGCGCCUUGCUACGUCAGCCAGCGAGUACUACCAAACAAGAGAAGCUGGGCUAUGUCGAAGAGGUUAUUAAAUUGCUCGACAUGGAGGCAUAUGCAGACGCCGUUGUUGGCGUACCAGGAGAGUGGCUCAAUGUUGAACAACGUAAGCGACUGACCAUAGGCGUGGAACUGGCAGCAAAACCUGAACUUGUUCUGUUCCUUGAUGAACCAACCUCCGGCCUUGACAGCCAGACCUCCUGGGCCAUUCUUGACCUUCUCGAAAAGCUCACAGCCCAUGCCAUGCUCUUCCAACGUUUUGACCGUCUCCUCUUCCUUGCUGCUGGCAGCAAACCUGUCUAUUUCGGCGAGAUCGGCCCAUCCUCCUCCACCCUAACAACCGACUUUGAGAGAAAUGAGGCAGAGCCAUGUCCUCCAGACUCCAAUCCUGCAGAAUGGAUGAUCGAAGUCAUCGGCGCCGCCCCCGACACAACCAGCUCCAUCAACUGGACAGAAGUCUGGGACAGCAGCGCCGAAAAGCCAUCCAUCACGCUGGACUUGACCACUCUCCAACCAUCACCAUCCAAAGAUGACUCGACCUACCGGCCCUUCGCCGCCCCCUUCCACACUCACAUCCGCCUCUACCUCAUCCGAAUCUUCACACCAAUACUGGCGCACACCAACCUACAUCUACAGCAAACUGCUCCUCUGCAUCCUAACCGGCCUCUUCAUCAGCCUCUCCUUCCUCUACUUCAACAACAGCUUUUACUCCCACCCUCCAAGGCCUCCAAAACCAAAAUGCUGGGAAUCUUCAUGCUCAUGACCAUCUUCGGCAACAUCGUGCAACAAAAUCUUCCCCAACUACCUCGCGCGCAACGUUCGCUGUUCGAGGCCCGCAAACGCCAAAGCAAGAUCUACAGCUGGCCUGCCUUUUUACUUUCCAACAUCCUCGUCGAACUGCCCUGGAAUACGUUCCUGGCGCACGUGGCGGCGAGCGUCGAGCCGCGUGUCUGGUGGCGCGAUUUCGGGAUCGUAUUGACAUUCUCCGUCUUCAAUGUAUGCGCCGCGCUGCUGUUCUACUGGUUGGCGAGGGGGGUGCCCAAGACGAAAGACUCCCACGGAGAAGGGGAAGGGGAGGGAAGGGCGGGAAGGGUGAGAAGGGGGAAAGGGAGAGGGAGAGCUCAGGACAUGCCUACCUAG
This is a messenger RNA of Endocarpon pusillum Z07020, 2415 nucleotides long. RefSeq lists its product as uncharacterized. The transcript is spliced from 10 exons. NCBI's taxonomy places the organism in Eukaryota, Fungi, Ascomycota, Eurotiomycetes, Verrucariales, Verrucariaceae. Gene Ontology annotation, cellular component: membrane. Gene Ontology annotation, molecular function: ATP binding; ATP hydrolysis activity; ABC-type transporter activity. Gene Ontology annotation, biological process: transmembrane transport. The record is from RefSeq and is a predicted model, not a curated record. Bases 1 to 2415 code for a protein of 804 amino acids.